This is a messenger RNA of Drosophila suzukii, 932 nucleotides long. Lineage: Eukaryota; Metazoa; Arthropoda; Insecta; Diptera; Drosophilidae. The record is from RefSeq and is a predicted model, not a curated record.
CCACAUUACGGAAGUAAUUUAUUCUUGACUGAUAUACGAAAUUUACGGAAUUACGGAAAACCAACCAUGCACCCUUCGCAGAAAGAAGUUUCUUCUGAAAACAGAGAUAACUCGACCAAUGGCGGGACCCCUUCCCGUAAUCUUGCGAAUAUCGAGUGGAACGAACCGAACAACGACCCAAGAGGAGUUUCUUCAGGACACGUUCAUAUCCCGACCGAUGGCGGGAUCAUUUCCCGUUAUUAUGUAGACAUCGGGUCGACUCUAACGGAUAACGAUCCCCCUUUUCGCAAUAAUCGAGUUACCGAGAGGACACAAAGGGGAAAUAACGCUCAGAGAGGAGUUUCUUUAGAUCGCGGUUACUUUGCACUACUGAAAAACAACACCCACGGACAAGUUUCUUCAGGAAACCGCGAUAGAUCUUCCGGAGGGGGGACUGACCCCCCUUCACGCAAUUACGAUAUUUUUCCGUGGAAUAACCCUCAGAGACGAGUUUCAUCAGGAAACCGCGAUAGCUCCUUUGGUGGAAACCGCGAUAGCUCUUCCGGAGGGGGGACUGACCCCCCUCCACGCAAUUAUGCGGUGCUCCCUAGGACACCACCGCAGAGUAACGCUGAGAGACACUCUAGGACACCAGUGCGGAACCGCGUCCAGACGAGUGGCGUGCGACGCACUUUCAAACGUAAACGUCCUUUAGUUGAAAGUAGCUCAGACUCAGAGAGCGAAAUGCCUUAUCCCGAGGAAUCGAUGAGGGCUCCAAAACGGUCCUUCAAGCGUAAUAGGUCUCGCUUUUCGUCGGACUUCUGGUUGCCGCGCCGUUAAAUGCAGAAAAGCUUAUUCGUAACCAUCCCCAGGAAGCGUGAGGUGGAUCCCGAAGGACCCCAAGGACUGGAGAAAACCAAGUCGUCGGCGAGAAUUCUCAAAAAUUCGAUGCG